This is a messenger RNA of Alligator sinensis (Chinese alligator), 5816 nucleotides long. RefSeq names its product junctophilin 4 (gene JPH4). The record is from RefSeq and is a predicted model, not a curated record. The transcript is spliced from 6 exons. Gene Ontology annotation, biological process: regulation of synaptic plasticity. Bases 2326 to 4230 code for a protein of 634 amino acids. Gene Ontology annotation, cellular component: endoplasmic reticulum membrane; junctional membrane complex; plasma membrane. NCBI's taxonomy places the organism in Eukaryota, Metazoa, Chordata, Crocodylia, Alligatoridae.
UCCCCCGCCGCCCGGCUGUGAGCGCAGCCGCUCCCGCUGCUCGGGGUGUGUCUGUGUCUCUCCCUCCAUCUGGGCUUUCUCCUUCCCCUACUUCCCGGCUGCAUGGACCCCCCGCCCCGCAGCGACGAGACCGGGUGAGUGGCAGGAAACCAGUGGCGACGUUGGGUGGGAGCUGGGGGCCAUCCCUCCCUCUGCACCCCUUCAUCCAGCCAUCCCUCCCUCCACCCCCCGCGCAGGCACUUGUGAGCCCUCCAUCCUUCUCAGCCACACGGCUCUCAAACCACCACCUCGGGUUUCUCCAUCGGGCCCCACACAUCCCUCUGUUCAUCCAUGCACACCCUUCAUCAUGUCUCCAUCCUUAUCAGCCCCUUCUGCCUGGCUGUUUGCUCCUCCAAGAAUCCAGUCACACCCUUCUUUUCCAGGCAUCCCAUAACCCUCAUCCCUCCAUCCACCGAUCCCCCCAGUCUCCAUCCGUCCAUCCCCAUAACUCCCAACUAUCCGUCGCCCUAGCCCCCAUCCAUCUAUUCCCUCAUGGCCCUGAUCCAUCCCUGUAGCCCUCAUCAACCCAUCUAUCCAUCUACCCAUCCAUCCAUUCCCCCAUGGCCCUGAUCCAUCCCUGCAUCCUCCAUCCAUGCAUCCAUCCCUCCAUACCCUCCACGCCCCAUCAUCGCUCCAUCUGGCCCUCUGCAUCCCUCCAUUUAUCUAGAUUUGGGCUAAAUGCAUGUCAAUAGGAAUGGUAUGAUUUUUUUUUGACUGGGGCAUGUGUAUUUUUGUCUGUCUGUUGCUUGUGGGGCAGGGGGAUGGUUGUUCCCUGUCCCCCAUGGCCCCUCUGUCUCCUCUCACUGUAGAUACCCUGUACCAUGAGGCCCAUGGCCAGUACCCCCAGCUCAGCUCUGCCCUCCACAGACUUGUCUACUUCCUGGCAACACCUGGACCCCCUCUGAGCCACCAGCGACAAGGAACAGAGCCCAACGCCUGUAGCCAGAGACCCCAGAGGCCUUUCCUGAGCCUGUUGGCAACUGUCCUCCUGUAGCUGCAGUGCUCUUGGCCCCCAUCCACCUGUAGGACAGAGAAUCCCAUUGGCACCCCCGCCAUCUGCCUGUAGCCAGAGAAACUGCCAUCAGCCUGUAUCUGGAGGACUUACAAGCCCAUCCCAUCCACCGCAUACCUGUAACAGUAAUCUCUGGUGUGUUGCUCCAAUGGAUGACUGUAGGCAGCGGAGUCGGGGCUCUUGCUUUGCUUGUAUCUAGAUACGGCAGGAACUCAAGAACUCCAGGACUGCCUGUUCCCGGCCACCUCUGGGAGGAUCCUACAGCUGGAGCUGGAGCUGGAGCUACCCAGGGUGGGCAUGCACCUGUUACCAGAGAACAGCCAGUCCCUCUGCCUGUAGGAGACGGGCACACAGCAGGACGUGGCGUGACCACAUCCCAAGGUCCCUACAGGUCUGAAGGAAGCCAUCUGCCUGUACCCAAUGAACUCUGGGACCAUGCUACAACUGUUGUACUAGAAGUCUGGGAGCCCCGUAUGCCUUUAGCCUGACAUUCACCUUGUCCCAGUCAUUGCAGGACUCUAGGGCACCAUCGAACUGUAGGGACACCUCUAGAGAAGUCUCAGACAGACUACCCUGCCAGAGGGGACAAUACUGGGCUUCUCCAUCCUCACACUCCACUGUGCGCUUGUAGGUGGAGGUCUUCAGUACGUUUGCACGACUGUACUCCCCGUGUAUGCCUAUAGCCCAAGAACGCAUGCAGUUGCUGUGCGCCUGUCACCCCACCCUGUGCCUGUAGCUGGAGGAUUCUGGGAUCCAUAUGCGCUUGUAGCUCCAUCGUGUGCCUGUAGGUGGAGGAUUUCAGGUGUCUCCCUACAACUAGAGCUCCACUGUCUGCCUGUCAGUGGAGGAUUUCCAGAUCUCCUGAAGCCUGUAGCUCCCCUGAGUGCCUGUAUCUCCCCCAAAGGACUCUGGGACUGGUGUUUGACUGUAGCUCCAUUGUCCACCAGUAGGUGGAAACAUCUUGUGGCCCUAACAGGACUUUCCACGGAGGCCGCCAGCCUUUCUCAACACCUGUCACCCACUACUGCUGCUCCAACUGUCACUAAAGAGCUCCAGGAGCGGGGCCCGGCUGUAGCCCCUCCUCCCCAAACAGAAGACAUCCCCCACCCUCAAUGCUGUCUGCCCACGGAGGACAGCCACAUUGAUGGCGGAGUGACCACGGCCACCCUCCCACUCCAUGCUGGACAGUGCCACCUCAGGCGGUUGGGGGCAGGGCCGGCAAUGAGCCCAGGGCCUUGUGGGUAGCCGGUGCAGGGGGGCCCACCACUACGUGCAUGUCCAACGGGGGCAGGUUUGAGUUUGACGAUGGAGGCUGCUACGUGGGUGACUGGGAGGAGGGCCGGGCACAUGGCUAUGGGGUUUGCUUGGGCCCCGGGGCCCAGGGGGAGUACAGUGGGCAGUGGCGCCGGGGGUUCGAGUCCCUGGGGGUCUACUCCUGGCCUGGCGGGAACACCUACCAAGGCUACUGGAGUCACGGCAAGCGGGACGGCCUGGGUGUGGAGCGCAAGGCUAAAUGGUGCUACAAGGGGGAGUGGAGCCAUGGGCUGAAGGGCCGCACUGGCAUCUGGGAGAGCCACUCAGGCAUCACCUAUGAGGGCACAUGGCGGGAUGGUCUGCAGGACGGCUACGGCACCGAGACCUAUGCUGAUGGAGGUACCUACCAAGGCCAGUGGCAGACUGGGAAGCGUCACGGGUAUGGCGUCCGCCAGAGUGUCCCCUACCGCCAGGCUGCUUUGGUCCGCUCUCCGCGCCGAACCUCCCUGGAGUCGCUCCGCAGUGACCCUGACCCUGGCGCAUCUCCUGCCCCACUGCCUUCUGCCCCACUGCCUCCGCCUCCUCUGCUCCCAGGGGACAGCCCAGCCUCCGGCUCCCGGGGUGGCUUUGUUCUGGCCUUCCCAGGCGACCCAGACUUCCCCAAGGGGACCAAGAAAAAGUCAGGGGGCUUCUUCUUCCGGCGCUCCCUGCUUCUGAGCGGCCUGCGGGUGCGGCGGGCAGAGUCCAAGGCCUCCCUAGGGAGUAAGCGGGGUUCCCUCAAGAGCGAGGCUGGGGUCAGCUCAACAGGCAGUGAGGCCACCACACUCAGCUAUGCUGAGACAGAGCCCCCUGAGAUGCCUUCACGGUUGGCCAUUGAAGGAUCCUCCACCGAGGUUUAUGCUGGGGAGUGGCGAGCCGACCGGCGCAGUGGCUACGGGGUCAGCCGGCGCUCCAACGGGCUCCGGUACGAGGGUGAGUGGCUGGGCAACCGUCGCCAUGGCUAUGGGCGCACCACCUACCCCGACGGCACCAAGGAGGAGGGCAAGUACAAGCUCAACCGCCUGGUCAACGGGAAGGUGAAGAACUUCAUCCCACUGCGGCGCAGCAAGGUCAAGGAGAAGGUGGACCGGGCCGUGGAGGUGGCCCGGAGAGCCGUCAGCUUAGCCCGGCAAAAGCAGGAGCUAGCAGUGGCCAGGACAGCAGAUGCCCGGCUGAAGGCAGCAGGGGCACUGGCGGCGGCCGAGAAGGCCCUGGAGGCCUCCCACCUGGCCAAGAUCCUGGCUGAAGACCUGCAGCCCACCCUGCGUGACCCUGAGCCACGCCCCUGCCUGGACUCGGAGGGCAGUGACACAGAUCCUCUGGACUACGACAGCCCUGGGGUGUACGAGAACGGGGUCACCCCAUCCGAUGCCAGCCCCGAGCCCAGUUUGCCCCCCACCUACCCCCCCACCCCCCUGCAGCCCUGGCGGGGGGACCCCCGGCGGACUUGGCCCCCCCUACAGAAUGGGGGCCCCUUGCGAGAGCCCGAGGAGGAGUGGGGCUGCCGGGGGGUCCCCUCCCGGACGCCGGGGUUCGUGCCCGAUGGGCUAUGGGAGGGAGAUGAAGAGGACGAGGCACCAGGGCACCCCCUGGAGGGCACCCCGCCCAGUGGCAGCUCUGGGAGUCUCCGCGAAGAGGAGGAGGAGGAGGAGGAAGAAGAGGAAGACCCCCUGCCGCAGGACAUGGGGGGACCCCAAGAUGUACAGGGGCCUCUGAAGGGUUCCCCACUAGGGGCUUUGGAGCCUACAGCUGGCACAGGGCCUGCACCCCAAGAUGUGGAGGAAACAGGAGCAGCCAGGAGACAGGGUGCCAGCCCCCUGGUGGUGGCAGCGGUGGUGCUGUUGGACGUGUGCUUGGCUCAUCUCUUCUCUCUCUUACUCAUCUGAGGCCGGAGGGUGGGAAGACCCGGAUCUCCCCACAGAUGCCCCCUCUCCCAGGGGUCUCGGGCCCCUUGCCCUGGCCCCAGCCUCCCUCCUCGUCGCAAUGGUUUACAUACAAAGGGCUCUUUCUAGCAGAGAUUUCUCCCUCUCUGCCUCUGAGACCACGGCAAAAUCUCCCCUCUCCCCUUCUCCCCCCCUCCCCCCCCGUCCUGCCUUUGGGGGGGAUCAGUAGCUGGGGUAGGAGGAUUGGAGUGGGGGGCACCACUGGGGGGGCACCCUGCUUGGGUCAGGAUUGGGGUGUUCCAUGGCCCAGGAUCCCCAGGGGGUGGCACACUCUACCCUGGGUGUUGGGGCAACCCUGAAGGUGGGAAUGUACCAUGGGGGCAGGGAGAUCAUAAGGUGGGCAGGGGUCUCCCAGCCAAGGGGGGAGGCCUUUCGGCCUUGGCCCUGCCCACCACACCCCCAAAAGUGGGUGAAUUUCCCUGCCCCCCCCCUUUAAUUUCUGCUUUUUAAUGGAAAAUGAUUUCUCCCUCGCCUUGUCGGAAUAACUAACGAGUUAUGUUCCAGUUAAUGAGGGGUGAAGAGGAGGGUCCUGCCACCAUGGGGGAAAGAGGGGCCCAGCGCCCAGCAUGGUGAGGAAUAACGUGCUCAUCGGAGCAAAGCAGGAAGUCCCACCUUUGGGGGGCCAUUUUGGAGAGGGCACAAAACAGGAAGUUUGGCCUCCUUGUGGGGCUGGGAAGGGCCUGGAGGUGCGGGACAAGAAGUCCCACCUCCCAGAGCUUGGGAAAGGGCCUCCCGGAGCCUGAAAUAGGAAAUCCAUCCUUUGGGAGGAUGGAAAAUAGGAAGGGAGUGUGCAAUAGAGGAAGCUUUGACUUCUAUGGUGUAGAGCUCUCCCUGUAGGGGGUGAGACAGGAAGUCCCGCCUUUUGCAGGGACCAUAUGGUGCAAUACAGAAAGUCCCACCCUGUAGAUGGUGACCAAACUCUCCUUGCAGGGGUUGGGGCACAACAGGGUCCUGCCUUUCGCAGGGACUAGAUGGUGCAAUACAGGAAGUCCCACCCCAUGGAGGGUGAGUAAACUCUCCCCAUAGGGUGAAACAGGAAGUCCUGCCUUCAGGGAGGCAAAGAGAAAGGAUGUAGGCCAACCUGGGGCUUGGGGGUAGCGCUGUCUGAUGGUGUAGGGGCAGGUGAGACCACACCAAGGUAGAAUUGAUAUUCAUUGGUGGGGGAGGAAGGGAGAAGGUAGGGUUAGGAAGUCGGGGGGGCGGGGCGGGCCCCACCAUCAUGGGAACACUUCCCCUGGCAGGAUGCUCCCUCUCGGCCCCCUUGGAAAAUGCAUGAGAAAUCCGACUUCGCUCGCUGCGUGCUCUGUAUCUUGGGAAUGUGUAUAAUCUGCUCCAUUCCCCCCAACCCCAAUAUUUUCUACCUUCCCCCGUACCUUGCUCCAAGGCCUUGUUCCCCUCCCUCCCUGCCCCACAAAAAGCCUUUUCCAAUGUCUAUUUCUUAUAUCGUGUCUUUGGGAUUGAAAAAAGAAACCGUCUUGCAGAAAAAAAGAGAAAUUUAAUAAAAAAUAAACAAUAUAUUAAUAAAAAAA